Molecule: messenger RNA, 2340 nt
Organism: Paramecium octaurelia
Lineage: Eukaryota; Ciliophora; Oligohymenophorea; Peniculida; Parameciidae
Source: the annotation of a GenBank genome assembly
AUGAAUAUUAACAGUAAUAGCAAGCCAAGUCUUUAAGAAUAUCUUGAUAAAUUAAAGCAAAUCCAAGAUGCGAAUAAUAGGAGACUAAGUUAAGCAAAAUCCCAAACUAAUGCCUCAAAAAUAAUGACUCCGAAGACAACUUCACAAUUAAAAUAGCAAACAAAAUUAUCUACUGAUCGUUCUCACUCUUAACAUAAGUUGGUGCCCUUUUUUUAGAAUAGGAAAGUGUCAAGCUCAAAGAGAUAAACUAGUUAGGCUGAUGAACCUAAAAUACCAAUCUCUAUUUCUGGUAUAACAAAAACAGUAGAAGCAACAUCUCCAAGAACGGGUGAGUUGGAGGAUAUCAAAAAAUAAUUAAAUUAAUGGUUUAUUAAGGAGAGUAAGAACAACAAUACUGGUGGAUGUCUUUAAUUAUUGGAACCAACAUUAGUUCAUAAUAUUUGUAUAAUUAAGUUUAUAAUUCGUAGUGAAAUUACCUCCCAGAUAGAAAAUCAAUUCAGAACUCAGAGCUUCUCUUUCAGCUAAAGACAUGUUGGAUAACACGGCACUUCAUUAUGCAGCCAAAAAUGGGAAUGCUUAAUUAACAUCUGCAUUAAUAUUUAAGUAAAUUGCUAUUGAUGCAUAAAACAAAGAUCACAUGACCCCAUUAAUUUUAGCAGCCUUAAAGUAUUGAAUUGAUUAAUAACAUAUAAGUGGAUAGGAUGAAGUCUUGAUGAUACUGAUGAAUGCAGGUUCAGACAUCAAUCACUAAGAUUCUUUUGGAAACACAGCAUUACAUUAUGCUUGUAAAUAGAAUCAUAAAACAGUCGUCUAGUUGUUAUUGAAAAGACAAUCGAUUUAGUUUAAAAUCAAUAAAGAACAUAAAACUGCUGAAUAGUAUGCAUAAAAUGAGGAAAUCCAACGUUUAUUCUAGAAUUAUAGUGAGGAUAUUAAAAAACUAUGUAAGUUAUUUGUUAAUCUUAAUUUAAGAAUAGAAAAUGAAUAUGGUCUAAAUAUAGAAUACUUAAAAUGAUGUCAUUCUUAAAAUGUUUUAAUAUAAAAGAGGAUAGAUGAAUUAAUAAUAAUAAUAACAAUAAUAAUAAUAAUAAGGAAUUUAAUAAUAAACAUAACAAAAUUUUGCUUAAACUCCAACUCAAUUAAAUAGUUAUUCAUGCAAAAAUUUAAAUGUAGUAAAUAAACAGUCAUCUUCUCCAAACAAUAGAACUUAACAAGAAAUUAAAUAGGAGAGAUUAAACAAAAUAAACUCAACUCAUUCUGCUAAAUAAUAGUUAACCAAUACAGUUUCCACGAACUCUGAUUCUAUUAAGAAUAAGGAAGAAGAAAAGAUUGGACCUUAGUAAUUCCAAGUAAUUGGAUUAAUUGGAAAGGGUAGUUUUGGAGAAGUAUAUUUAGUAUAGAAAAGCAAUUAGUUAUAUGCAAUGAAAGUGCUUCAUAAAAGCAGAAUUAUGAGUACAAAUAUUUUUAAUAAUAUAAUUAGAACAUAAUUUGACCAGAUAUGCUUUAACGGAAAGGAAUGUACUAUCAAUAACCUCUCAUCCCUUCAUAGUUAAAUUAAGAUUUGCCUUCUAGACUUAGGAUAAAUUGUUUAUGAUUUUAGAUUAUUGUCCAGGAGGGGAUUUGGGAGAAGUCCUAUAAAAAUAGAAGAGACUCCCUGAAAACAUAGUGAAGAAUUAUUUAUGUGAAAUUGUUUUAGCCUUAGAAGAUUUACAUAAACGGGACAUUAUAUUUAGAGAUUUGAAACCUGAUAAUAUUGUUUUGGAUACUGAAGGUCAUGCUCUUUUGACAGAUUUUGGAUUAUCAAAGGAAGGAAUCUUAGAACCUAAUACUGGUGCUAGAUCAUUUUGUGGAUCAGUUGCAUAUUUGGCACCUGAAAUGUUGAAGAGAUCUGGUCAUGGAAAAGCAGUUGAUUGGUAUUUGUUAGGAGUUGUGAUGUAUGAAUUAUUGGUUGGGUUGCCUCCUUAUUAUGCUAACAAUAGAGAGGAAUUAUUUUAUAAUAUUGAAAAUGCUUAACUCAAAAUACCUUCAUAUAUUUCUAAUGAGGCUAAAAAUCUCUUAAAAGCAGUAUCAAUUUAUUAUUUAUUCAAAUAGUUAUUAUAAAGAAAUCCAGCCAAGCGUCUAGGUUCUGGCAAAGGAGACUCAGAAGAAAUCAAGGCACAUCAAUAUUUCUAGGAUGUCAAUUGGGAAGUUGUCUACAAUAGAGAGUUAACAAUGCCUAAGCCAAAUAGGAAAAUUAGAAUCAAUACUAAAAUUGAUGGAAAUGUGUUCGAUAUGCAAAGUAUAGUAGAGGAAUCCAAAGCACAUUUAGGAGGAUGGACUUUUGUUAAUAAUGAUGAGUUAUGA